GCGUGCUGGGGGGCUGCCAGCCCUGGGCUGGGGGCACGGCCAGAGGUCCUGACGCUUGCAGGGGCUGUACCCGGGGAGGCAAGUGCCAUGUGUGUGCCGAGGCGAUGCUGUGGAGUAGUCCCAGUGGGAAUGUGUGACAUCGAAGGGCAGGAUCAUGCCCAGGGGCUUGGCUUUGCCUUGCCUGAUCCCAUGGGUUGGGGCAGCCAGCUGUGUCCCACGGGGGGACCACGGGGGUCCCAGGGCAGAGCUGGUACCCAGACAAUGGCUGACGUGAGCAGCCUGUUUGUGGGGGCAUCUGCUUGUCUUCAGACAAGAGCACUGGGGUUCGGGAGAGGGAAACCCAAACCUCCAUCCUUGAGACGCUCCCUCUGUUUGCCGAGGAAAUCGGAAUUGGAAGCAGCUCUGCUCCAGCGCUUUCCCUAACCCCGCCGCUGCCCCUGUGCUGAUUCAUUGAUUUGGACGGGUUAUAUACUGGGAGGGGAAGCAUGAACCACACUCGGCUCUCUUGCCAGCACGGAGCUGUGCUCGCUCAGUGCUCGUGGCUGCAGGACACUUGGGUCCAAUGGAGCGGAGAGGCUGGUGGCGGUGGCUGCUGCUGCUGGUGGGCAUCCAGCUGGCCCGUGGCCAGUGCCCAGAGCAGUGCCAGUGCGCCCGCACCGCCCAGGUGGAGUGCUCCGGUGCCAGGAUCACCGCGGUCCCCAGCCCCAUCCCUGAGAAUGCCAUGACCCUCCAGAUCAUCAACACGCGCAUCACCGAGCUGGGCGACGCGUCCUUUGGCAACGCCUCCCUGCUGAUCGGGCUGCGCAUCGAGAAGAACAACCUGUCGCGCAUCAGCCCCGGGGCCUUCCAGCACCUGCCCGACCUGCGCUACCUCAGCCUGGCCAGCAACAAGCUGCAGGAGCUCCCUGUGCAGGUCUUCGAGCCCCUGGACAAGCUGGAGUCACUGCUUCUCUCCAGCAACCAGAUCCUCCAGGUCGAGCCUUCCCACUUCGCCCACCUGAGCAACCUCAAGGAGCUGCAGCUGCACGGGAAUAACCUGCAGGAGCUGAAGGAGGGGGUGUUUGACCAGCUCACCAGCCUCACCAAGCUCAACCUGGCCAGGAACAACAUCGACCGCCUGCCGCCCCGAGCCUUCGAGCGGCUGGCGCGGCUGCAGGUGCUGCGGCUCUAUGAGAACCGGCUCCGGCAGAUCCCGGCGGGAGCCUUCGAUGGGCUGCCAGAGCUGCAGGAGCUGGGGCUGCACCAGAACCAGUUGGAGACACUGUCCCCAGAGCUCUUCGUGCACAACGGGAACCUGCAGAAACUCUACCUCUCCAACAACCUCCUUGCCACCCUGCCAAGUGGCAUCUUCUUGCCCCUGCAUGCCCUCGCCAAGAUCACCCUGCACGUCAACCGCCUACGGGACAUCUCCCCCGGCGCCUUCGGGCCCACACCUAACCUGCGGGAGCUGUGGCUCUAUGACAACGAGCUUUCCACCCUCCCCACCGCCGUCUUCAGCAACCUCACCCAGCUGCAGCUCCUGGUCCUCAGCAAGAACCGGCUGCGCUCUUUGGCACCGGGAGCUUUCCGGGGCCUGGGGGAGCUGCUGGAGCUGUCGCUGCACUCCAACGCCCUGCAUCGCCUGGACACCCAGGUGCUGGAGGGGCUGCCCAAGCUGCAGAACAUCUCCCUGCACCACAACCAGCUACAGAUGCUGCCACGGGGCCUCUUCAGGGCCACCCCGGGGCUGCGGCACGUUCAGCUGCAUGCCAACGCCCUGGAGUACCUGCCCGCUGGCAUCUUCUCCCCGCUGGCCACCCUGCGGGAGGUGAAGCUGCACAACAACUCCUGGCGCUGCGACGAGGGCAUCCUGCCCCUGCGGGGAUGGCUGGAGAACAACCCCCACAAGGUGGGCGAGAUACCCCCGCUCUGCGCCCAGCCCCCUGCCCUGCAGGGCAUCCCCAUCGCUGGGUUGACGCAGGACCAGCUCCUCUCCCCGGGGUCCCCCACUGCCUCCCCCCAUCCCAGCACCCCGCUUCCCGAUCACUCCUCUGAGGUGGCAUUGCCAGAGGGUGCCUGGACGGAGGCCCCCAUGGGGCUGCCCGUUUCCCCCCAGGAGGAGGAGGAAGAGGAGGAGGAGGAGAGGGGCCGGUGGGGUCUGACGCGCAUGCAGAGAGGGGUGGUGGUGGCUGUCAUCGUGCUGGUGUGCGUGGCCCUGCUCGCUGCUCUCGUGGCAUUGGUGGUCUAUGGCUGUAGAAAGAAGAGCCAUGUCGUGCUCAUGAGGAUGAAGGCACCUAAUGAAGCCUGAGUGCCCGGCAGACCCUGGGGGGAGCAGUGCUGGUGGGGUGUCCCCUCCCCAUGGGGCUGAGGGACAGGAUGGCAGCUCUGUGUCAGCUGCCUUCGCUGAUUUGGACAGACCAGCAUCACCCUGUGUGCUGCGCGUCCCCCUGUCCUGCUCUGCUUUGCCCUGCCCCUGCUCCACAGCAGGGUGUCCCCCCGGGUGACCCCCCACAGCUGCCCUCUGUCCCCAACCCCUCCUGCCUCCAGCGUAGCCUCUUGUGCUCAUUCCCUGCCUGGGGGCAGCAGCCGGGGUGCUGAGAGGGACCCCUCGAGCAAGGAGCCACGUUCUGGCCAUGAUGGUGCUUACCCCAAACAACAGGACUUCCCCAUCCUUCACCCCACAUCCUCCCCUCCAGCACUGCCUGCUGCCCUUCCCCAGACCCUCUCCCCAUCUUUCCCUCCUCCAUGCCUUCAGGCCCAGCCCGCGCAGGCGGGUGCUCACCCUCACGCAGGCCCAGGAGCUGAGCACACACCUUUGCCCCAAGCAGAUCCCCAUGUCCUUGUCCUGCUUUGUAGCUUGGCUGCGUCUGGGCAGGAACAUCCCCGCGGGGCUGGGCUGCCCGGGCCGGGUGCUGCUUUUGGGGUGGCACACCCCGGGUGACGCGGCUGCAUCCAAGCCAUAACCCUCCCUGCCUGCAGGCACUGCCAGCGCCUUCCCUCACCCCAAGCAGCCUCCUGCUCCCCUCACGCUGGUGCUCACCCUCCUGUGGCCAUGUCCCUGCCUGCAGCACCCUGUCUUAGAUGGGUGGGUGACGGGGAAGCUUGCAUGGGUGCUGCCGUGGGGGAAUUAUAGAGGUGGGGUGAUGGGUGGGAAGCGUGGACCUGCUGCCUGGCUGUGCCUCUUCCCCAGGGGCACGUUGCAAAUGCCCUUUCUCCUGCGAGGGCUAUUUGCCAAGGGCUGGGAGAGGCUCCUGCGCUUGUACCCUAGGGCUGCUGAAGCAUCCUUGGGGCUGCUGCCUUAUGGGACCACUCCUGCUGCCCCCCAUCUCUGGCCCUCUCUGCCUCAACACACUUGUGGGUACCCUGCUGGCCCAUGAGCAGCCUGGCCCUGCUUUGCCUGGCAAAGCUACAUCCUUUCCUCUUCCCACCCCAAGUUUCCCACUCUAUGUGCCCAGUCCUGCUGCCUGCUUGCAGCCCUCAGGCAGGGGGAUUGCUGGUGGUGCACGCCAUGGUAUGCCUAUGGAAGAGUCCACCUCACCUCUACACAUGGUACAGCGGUGCCAGGCUGCCUGGGAAUCACUGCCACGGGACAAGCGUCGCACUUGAUGUGCACCCCAUGGUGCUGGCUGCUCAUGGCACCCUAUGAGCCAACACAGGCACAAGCAGCCCCACGCUCGUGCACAUGACGGGAUGUUCCUCUGGGCUGGGACAUGCACAGCAUUGGGAGAUGCGGGACCGUGCCAUGGGUCUGUUAGGUGCUGCUCUGUGAUCUCUCCAUUAAA
Molecule: messenger RNA, 3761 nt
Organism: Calidris pugnax (ruff)
Lineage: Eukaryota; Metazoa; Chordata; Aves; Charadriiformes; Scolopacidae
Gene: LRRC15
Product: leucine rich repeat containing 15
Exons: 2
Coding region: 563-2287 (574 amino acids)
Cellular component (GO): extracellular matrix
Molecular function (GO): protein binding
Source: RefSeq, a predicted model, not a curated record